Molecule: messenger RNA, 762 nt
Organism: Malassezia pachydermatis
Lineage: Eukaryota; Fungi; Basidiomycota; Malasseziomycetes; Malasseziales; Malasseziaceae
Exons: 4
Coding region: 1-762 (253 amino acids)
Cellular component (GO): nucleus; cytoplasm
Source: RefSeq, a predicted model, not a curated record
AUGUCAUCGCCGCGGAAACUGCGUAUUCUCAUGCUGCAUGGCUAUGCCAUGAAUGCCUUUUCGUUUAGCAAGAGACUGAAGGCCCUUCAAAAAGAGUGCAAGGAUGUCGCUGAAUUCGUCUUUGCCAACGGCCCCAUUCAGGUAAGUCCUCUGCCUACGGCGGAAAACCCUGAGCCUGGACCGCCAAACCCCAAUGAUCCCAUUGAGAAGCAGGCACGCUCAUGGUGGCGCAGCACAGGCGAUGUGUACGAGCAUUGGGACGAGUCAUUGGCGUAUUUGCAGCAGUUUUGCCGUGAGCACGGCCCAUUCGAUGGUGUGCUAGGCUUUUCGCAAGGCGCUAGUGUAGCUGGCGUCGUAUCGGCCACGCUGAAUUAUCCCGACAAAGCGCAUGGAUUUUCGGAUCCGAUUCAGGACCGCCCAUUCCUCUUUUCCAUCUGUGUGUCAGGCUUUCGUCCUGCGGAUAAGCGCUUUGAUCCGAUCUUUGAAAAAUUGUCGCCUACCCCUACUCUUGUGGUGCUUGGCAUGAACGAUCAGAUUGUAUCGCCCACGCGGACGCAGGAAUAUAUCAACUGCUGCCAGCAAAUUCGUGUACUUCGACACCCAGGCGAGCACUAUCUUCCCUCACCGGCUCCAUGGCGGCGCUUCUUCUAUGACUUUUUCGUUUCAUUCCUGAAUAACACGGGCGAAUGGAAAACAGUACCCCCACCUGAUGUGGAAGGCAUCUCGGAGGCAGUGAAUGAAGCUGCCAUGAACAAAUUAUAA